Chrysochloris asiatica (Cape golden mole) is the source of this 945-nucleotide messenger RNA. RefSeq names its product olfactory receptor 56A3-like. Bases 1 to 945 code for a protein of 314 amino acids. The record is from RefSeq and is a predicted model, not a curated record. Gene Ontology annotation, molecular function: G protein-coupled receptor activity; olfactory receptor activity. Gene Ontology annotation, cellular component: membrane. The transcript has a single exon. Lineage: Eukaryota; Metazoa; Chordata; Mammalia; Afrosoricida; Chrysochloridae. Gene Ontology annotation, biological process: G protein-coupled receptor signaling pathway.
AUGCCGCUUUACAACAAUUCUUUCUCUACUGAGUUCUCUGAUUUCCUCCUGAACUGUUUUGUCAGAUCUCCCAACUGGCAGUGCUGGCUGUCCCUGCCACUCAGCCUCCUCUUCCUCCUGGCCAUGGGGGCCAAUGUCACCCUUGUUAUCACCAUCUGGCUGGAAGCCUCCCUGCAUGAGCCCAUGUACUAUCUACUCAGCCUCCUUUCACUGCUGGACAUCGUGCUCUGCCUUACUGUUAUCCCCAAGGUCUUGGCCAUCUUCUGGUUUGACCUCAGGCCCAUCAGUUUCUCUGCUUGCUUUCUUCAGAUGUUCAUUAUGAACAACUUCAUGUCCAUGGAAUCAUGCACCUUCCUGGUCAUGGCCUAUGACCGCUAUGUGGCCAUCUGCAAGCCUCUACGUUACCCAUCCAUCAUCACUGAUCAAUUUGUGGCAAAGGCUGUUGUCUUCAUCUUGACCAGGAAUACGCUUCUCACUGCACCUAUCCCCAUACUUUCUGCUCAGCUCCAUUAUUGUGAAAAAAAUGUCAUUGAGAACUGUCUAUGUGCCAACCUCUCGGUGUCCAAGCUCUCCUGUGAUAAUGUUGCCCUUAAUAGAAUCUACCAGUUAAUCGUAGCCUGGGCUCUUCUGGGUUCUGACCUCACCCUGAUCUUUAUCUCUUAUGCUUUCAUUCUUAGAGCUGUUCUUGGACUCAAAACAAAGGGGGCAGCUGCCAAAGCUCUGAGCACGUGUGGUUCUCACUUUAUUCUCAUUCUCUUCUUCAGCACCAUUUUGUUGGUUUUUGUGCUCACUCAUGUGGUUAAGAAAAAGGUUUCUCCUGAUAUUCCUAUCUUACUUAAUGUCCUACACCAUGUAAUUCCUGCUGCUUUGAACCCCAUUGUCUAUGGGGUAAGAACUCAGGAAAUUAAACAGGGGAUUUGGAAAUUGCUGAAGAGGAGUGGGUGA